CCUUCCUUUCAUUCAAAUUUGUUCUUUCCCUCUGAAAAACCUCUCUCUCUCUCUGGCGCGAAAAUGGCGGAAGAAGGCUCAACCUUGAAGCUAAUCAUGGAGAAAGGGCCGCGAGAGGGCGAAACCCUAGAAUUCCCACCCGGAUCCACGUUCCAAAUCGGCCGGGGCCGAGGCCGAGUACUCCGCAACGGCAAACUCCCCAUCAACGACGAUGGAAUCUCCACCAGCCACCUCUCCAUUGAGUCCACCGAAUCCGGAGAAUGGCUCGUCACCGACAUCGGCUCCUCAAACGGCACCGUAUUAAACGGCUCCGACCUCACGCCCAAGACCCCCUCGCAUCUCGGAAACGGUGACGUUAUCAAAAUCGGCGAGUACACGUCCAUCAAGGUGACGAUCGAGGCGGCGGACCACGGAGGCGUCCGUGCUAGUCAGUUGCGGCGGAACCCUAGGCGCGGUGGUGGUUCAAAGGCGAAUUUGGCUUCGAUUGGUGAAGAUAGAGAGGUAGGGUUAGGGUUUGGGGGAGAAUUAGGAAAGCCUGUGGAGAAUCCGAGGCGGCGAGGUCGGCCGAUGAAAGAGAAGGUUGUAGAGAGUGAUCCUCGAGAGAGCUUGUGUAAUGUCUACGAUGUCGGAGAAUAUGACAAUAUGGGUCCUAGUGGAACAAAACAGGGGCGGCAAUUGAGUACUAGGAUCACUCGCAGUUCGAAGAAGAAAGAGAAUUCCAAUCUGGAAGUUAAGAUAUCGGAUCAAGUUGCUGAUAAAAAGACCCGAGGGGGGAGGAGUCGAAAGAAGGUUUUACAGGAUGAGCCAUUGGAGAGUGUGAAAAAUGAGAUCUUAGAUGAGAAAGAAGAGAACGAGCGGGAAAAAGUUGGAAAGGAUUCAAAGAACAAAGAGAAUUCCAGUGUAGGUGGAAAUGGGUGUCAAGAAGUUGAGAUUUCCGGUAAAAUUGUCGGUAAAAUGGCCGAAGAAGAGGGUACGAGGAGAAAGAGGAAUUUACAGGGUGAGCCAUUGGAGAGUGUAGAAAAUGAGGUUCUAGACGAGAAGGGAGAUGAGGAGUGUGAAAGAGUUGAAGAGAGUUUACUGGAUGAGCAGUCGGAAGCUGCUCGAGGUGAAGUAGGAGAAGCUGGUGGGCUGGACUUAGAGAAGAUGACAUUGGAUGAGUGGUUUGAUUAUUUAGAGGUGUAUUUGCCAAAACACAUACGUGAUGAGACUGAAGAGAUGAUUUUGCAGAUGAAUCAGAUGGCACAGCGAGUUCAGCAGUUUAUUUUGGAGCAGAAAAGUGCAAAAGAAAAGGGUAAACUACCUUUAAGCUAGUAGGCGAUUGACAAAAGCAGUUGUACUUUAUGUUAAUUGGUAACUGAAAUUUUCAGCCUCUGAUGUAUUUUCUGGAUUGCAUUUUGUGUUCGCUUGUUUUGACAUAAAAAAUGCUUCAGUGUCUGAUUAUUUUGUACUGGUACAGUGGUACUAACAACAGCAAUGGAACUAUCUAUUGAAAAGGUCAC
Rhododendron vialii is the source of this 1499-nucleotide messenger RNA. RefSeq names its product FHA domain-containing protein At4g14490-like. The record is from RefSeq and is a predicted model, not a curated record. Gene Ontology annotation, molecular function: protein binding; mRNA binding. The transcript has a single exon. Lineage: Eukaryota; Viridiplantae; Streptophyta; Magnoliopsida; Ericales; Ericaceae. Bases 64 to 1311 code for a protein of 415 amino acids.